Molecule: messenger RNA, 1243 nt
Organism: Klebsormidium nitens
Lineage: Eukaryota; Viridiplantae; Streptophyta; Klebsormidiophyceae; Klebsormidiales; Klebsormidiaceae
Source: the annotation of a GenBank genome assembly
GGGAACUUCAUCAAGUUCAUGCAUUGCAGCCUGACCAAGGCCAGCGCCGGCGGCACGAAGAGGCGCAAAGGUGCCACCUUGGGAGAGAUUGCGCAGCAGGCUGAGCUCAGGGGACACAUCCCAGCUUUGAGUUUGUGAUCUUUUCCACUUCUUGGGCCCUUGUAGUAUGAAGAUGGCAGGGGGAACAAGCGCUGCCAGGGGAAAGCGGAAAGCACAGGAUGAGGACGCCCACCCAAUUGCGGGUCCCUUCAAGGAGAUGCCUUUCUGGAGGAGGAUACGUGAUGUUGUUAUCCCUUACAAAGUUUCAAUUGACGAGCAAUUCCUCUCGCAACCAGGGAAUAUGAAUCCUUCUGCUUGGCGCAGGGUCGUGCGAUUCAGAGGGUAUCCUACCGUUCAGUUGGUAGUAAGCCCUGACGAGGUGGACGCUUAUGGACGGCGCAAGUUGAACUUUAGCAUUUUGGGACUUAGCAACGUGUCAGCCGUCGUCAGUUAUACGAAGGACAAGCAUUGGGGUGGCAUGAAAGAAGGCAACACCAUAUCUAUAAAGGCUGGACUUGGUGAUGUCACCAUCGUGUGGCGCGGCAUGCUACCCCUGCAGGAACAAGAUGACCCGGCCCCCAAACCUUUGAUUUCCCUUUUGAGGAACGAGGCAUCUAUAAAGAGAGCUGACGUAGUACUUGUCACCAAGAAUGGGGUACAAAGGGCGCAUUCAGAUGUUUUGGUUCAAGAGUCGGAGUUCUUUCGGGUGAGGAUAGAGCGUUGGAGUGAGGGAGGAGAGGUAAGAAUUGACGUGGACCUUUCUGAAGAAGCGUGCACUCUCUUGUUAGAGUGCAUCUACGGGGGCUUCCAUGAGUGCUUUAUCAAGGGGCUUGGGGCAACUCUUGAUUGGGCCUCGCCAGCUGUCAAAGAGCUGGCAACUUUUGCUGACUACACCAACGACACGGACUUGAUGGGCAGCUUGUUGAGAGCUGUGCCUAUGACAACCCUUGCUGCAGCGAUGAGUGUGUUGGAGUGGGAAUUCCCGAGCGGGGUAGAUGUUUUCAACGGGCUCACAGAGAGGGCAAGGAUAAUGGUCAAGCAGGCUGCGCAAGAAUCAAUGGACGACCCGGACAUGGAUGACAGCGAACUUUUAACGAUCUCAAAGGAGAUCUUUGCGGCAAAGAAGAGAAGGUUGUCGUAUGUCGGAUCAAGUGGACAAUCUAAUGGCUUUCACAAAUUUGGCAAAGCCCCCACGAUUGUCUGA